AUGAAUCUGGCAAAUUAUUCUUACUUCUCUGGCAUGUGCAACAUGACCGCAGAGACGCAGCACUCGCCCUCCGAGGCAAGUCCUGUUGUCCUGUCUCCAAAUGUGAGCUUGGACUCGCCGCUGCCUCCGCCGCCUCUGAUGCUGCAGGCCCGGUCAAAGGACAAUAUUUUGAUCAAGUCUGAGCCCAGAGGAAACAGUCCCAGCACGGAGGAUGGAGCCGCUCUGGGCCAGACUGAGGAGCACCUGCCCACCGGGAGCCGCCGGAGGAAGAGGCCCGUCCAGAGGGGGAAACCUCCCUACAGCUACAUCGCUCUCAUCGCCAUGGCCAUCGCCAACUCCCCCGAGAGGAAGCUCACCCUGGGGGGCAUUUAUAAGUUCAUCAUGGAACGUUUUCCUUUCUACAGGGAGAACUCGAAGAAGUGGCAAAACUCCAUCCGCCACAACCUCACCCUCAACGACUGUUUUGUGAAGAUCCCCCGGGAGCCCGGCAGACCAGGUAAAGGCAACUACUGGACUUUAGACCCCGCAGCUGAGGACAUGUUUGACAACGGGAGCUUUUUGAGGAGGAGGAAAAGGUUCAAGCGCACAGAUGUCAGCACUUACCCCGGGUACAUGCAGAGCUCCAGCGCCUUUACCCCAACUCCAAUGGGCAGGCCCUCGUACCCAAACACUCUGUACGCCGGAAUAGGGUCUGGUUAUGGCUCUCAGCUGACAGCCACAUCCCCACAUCCCGCCAUGCUGCAUCAUUACCAGACCUCCGCCGGGGUCGGCCAAGGACAGCCGCGCAUGUUCAGCAUCGAUAACAUCAUCAGUCAGCAGAGCGGCCCGGGGGGAGAGCUCAACACUCAAGCGCUGGGGCUGGGUGCGGGUGACCUGGGCACCAUGACCUCCAGCUGCUCGGUCACCGGCACCGACCCGUCUGCGUGCUUCCAGAACCAGACAGUCAACCCCUCGGCGAACAUGCUGAGCAGAAACAGCGGGAACAUCACCUCCAAUCUGGCCGCGGGGUACCCUUACUCCUCUUCGGCCUCUCCUCCUAACCUGCCAACCAUGACCCAGUCCGGGUUCUCCCCGGGGAGCUCUCAAGUUUAUUGCUCCAGCAACCGGCUCUCCCUGCCGGCCCUGCGCCCGAGCUCCUGCGCCGACCACACGGAGCAGCUGCUGGGCCUCUCCAGCCCCAUGAACUCCUACAACAACACCUACAUGAGACAAGCCAACUUUGCAUCAGGAUUAGACCGGUAUAUGUGA
Messenger RNA from Seriola dumerili (greater amberjack), 1248 nucleotides. It is a transcript of the gene foxe3, whose product is annotated as forkhead box protein E4-like. Gene Ontology annotation, molecular function: RNA polymerase II cis-regulatory region sequence-specific DNA binding; DNA-binding transcription factor activity, RNA polymerase II-specific. Bases 1 to 1248 code for a protein of 415 amino acids. NCBI's taxonomy places the organism in Eukaryota, Metazoa, Chordata, Actinopteri, Carangiformes, Carangidae. Gene Ontology annotation, biological process: regulation of transcription by RNA polymerase II; cell differentiation; anatomical structure morphogenesis. The record is from RefSeq and is a predicted model, not a curated record. The transcript has a single exon.